Helianthus annuus (common sunflower) is the source of this 3350-nucleotide messenger RNA. RefSeq names its product autophagy-related protein 18f. Bases 547 to 3051 code for a protein of 834 amino acids. Gene Ontology annotation, biological process: response to starvation; autophagy. The transcript has 7 exons. Lineage: Eukaryota; Viridiplantae; Streptophyta; Magnoliopsida; Asterales; Asteraceae. Gene Ontology annotation, cellular component: cytoplasm. Gene Ontology annotation, molecular function: protein binding. The record is from RefSeq and is a predicted model, not a curated record.
GAAAAUGAAAAACCGGGGAUGAUACGUGUGGGAGGGUCUCUCGAAUUCAAUUCCGUAAAACCAUAAAAUCUCUUCUUUUCACUUCAAUUCAUUUCUAUUCAAUUCGUUAUCCUUUUCUCAACUACAAUCUUUUGCUUUCAUCUUCAUCUUCAUCUUCAUCUUAUUAUUAUUGCUACUUAAUUUACACACCCAGAUUUAGAUUUAGAUUUAGAUUUAGAUGUACAUACACACAAAACCCUAACAAUCUUUCAUAAAAAUCUCAUCUUUUUUAGUUUAUCAGAUUCUUUGCCUUGUAUAUACAUCACCCAGAAGUCCACAACACAUAAUCCCUUUGUUGUUUUUUUUCUAAGGGAUUCGAAUUUGUUUGUUAAUAAUAAGUAUUGGGUUUUUCUGAAUUUGGAAGAAAAAAAAAGUGUUUUUUUUUAAUUAUUUUUUUAAUCAUUUAUGUGGUUGUUAUUAUGAUCGGUGCAAAAGGGGUGUUUUUAUUUUUAUUUUUUAUUUUAGUUGUUUAGUUGUGUUGAAUUGGAUUAGUUUUUGAGGUGUGUGAUGAGGAAGAUUGAUCAGAAGCAACGUGGUGGUGGUGGUGGGAACAAUGGGUUUAUACCGAGUUCGAUUCGGUCAUUUUCGAGUUAUUUGAGGAUUGUGUCGUCCGGUGCAUCCACCGUUGCGUCUACUGUUCGGUCCGCGGCUUCUACGAUUGUGGACCGGGAUGCGGAUGCAGUUCCUGAUCAGGUGCUAUGGGCCGGGUUUGACAAGUUGGAAAGCGAGGAUGGCAUUUCACGCUGCGUGCUAUUACUCGGGUAUCAAUACGGUUUCCAAGUGUGGGACGUCGAAGACGCAAACAAUGUGCGCAACAUAGUCUCAAGAUACGACGGUGCCGUUACCUUUAUGCAAAUACUGCCAAAACCAGUUGUAUCGAACUCAAACGAUCACCCUCUGCUGGUACUUUGUGCAGACCGGUCGUUUUCUGCCGGUGGAAAUGCUCGGGCUGGGCCCACCGUUUCUAGCAACGGAAACACGAAACAUAAUAACGAUCAAACAAACGGUGGCUAUGCGCCUACAGUUGUAUGGUUCUAUUCGUUCAAAUCUCAAUCGUAUAUAAAAGAAUUGAAGUUCAGAUCGGUUGUUUACUCUGUUCGAUGCAGUUCCCGCAUUGUUGCGGUUUUACAAGCAGCACAGGUACAUUGUUUCGAUGUUGCAACGCUAGAACGCGAGUACACUAUUCUCACGAAUCCGAUAGUAACGAGCUCCACGCGGUUUGAAAACAUCGGGCUAGGCCCACUUGCUAUGGGCCCGAGAUGGAUCGCUUACAGUGGCAGUAUGGUGCCAUCACCUAACACAUGUAUUAGCCCGCAACAUCUUACGCGCCCCAAAACGUCUGCCGCUUCGGGCUCAAAUGGGAGCAUUGUCGCACACUAUGCGAAACAAUCGAGCAAGCAGCUUGCUGUCGGGAUUGUUACACUCGGGGAUAUCGGUUAUAAGAAGCUUUCGAGAUAUUACUCGGAGUUUUUACCCGACGGUAAUAUUUCACAAGUCAAUGACACGGGACGGAAGGAUCUUGGAAACUCUAAUGGCCGUUUACCUGAUACAGAAAACGUCGGAAUGGUGAUUGUCAGAGAUGUUGUGAGCAAAUCGGUAAUCACGCAAUUUAAGGCGCAUGAUAGUCCGAUCGCAUCUUUAUGUUUCGAUCCCAGCGGUAUUUUACUGGUGACAGCUUCGGUUCACGGUCAUAGUUUUAACGUAUUCCGUAUCACACCGGGACCCGCAAACGGCACGUCUUACACACAUCUUUACAGGCUUCAACGUGGGUUUACAAACGCGGUCAUACAGGACAUAAGUUUUAGUGUCGAUAGCCGUUGGAUCACCAUAAGUUCGUCACGAGGAACUAGCCAUCUUUUUGCUAUAUCUCCGUCAGGGGACCCGGUUAAUAUGCAAUCCGCUGAAGAGUUUUUAACUACUAGCGAUCAAGAACGCGCUUACGAUGCCGCCAAUAAGCCGCCGGUUACGCUCUCCGCCGUCAGCAGAAUAAGAAGCGGAAACAGCGGGUGGAGAAACGUGGUGAACGGGGCGGCAGUGGCGGCAUCCGGUAGGAUGAAUUCGUGUUCCGGAGUCAUCGCAUCAACUUUCCAUAAAUGCAAGAGUAACAAUCUCGAUUCCGAUUCGGGUCACACGUUAUCGAAAUACCAUAUGCUUGUUUUUUCGUCUUCUGGUUGUGUGAUACAGUACGCGUUGCGAUUCUCAUCUGAAUUAGAUACCGUAUAUGAAUCAUCGUCACCUGAUAAUGUAUCAAAAUUAAUAGUUGAGCCGAUUCAGAAGUGGAAUGUUUGUAAUAAACAGAACCGAAGGGAACGAGAAGAAAAUAUCGACAUUUAUGGCGAAAACGCGCAUUUAGACAAUAGAAAAGUAUUCCCUGAAAGAACCGAAAAUGGAAGUGUUGAUUAUUUCGAAGGUGCGACUAAAAUCAAGAAAGAAAGUGUUGUUCUUGAGGAAAAAAACCAUGUUUAUAUUUCUGAAGCCGAAUUACAGAUGCACGCGUUUCAGACCCCGCUAUGGGCAAAACCGCAGAUUUGUUUUCAGUCUUUAACGAUAGAUGAUAUUAAUGUGGACGGGGAAGAGAAUUUAAGCGGCGAAUUGGAGAUUGAGAAGAUUUCAACUCGUACGGUUGAAGCUAAAUCUCGAUAUUUGGUUCCGGCUGUUGAUUAUCUUCAAGGACCUAAGGCUCAAAUCGCAAGAGAUCCGGCUAUAGAUAACAACAAUAACGUGGUCUAUGAACACGAGAAGCCGUUUUCACACAAGACCCACAUUGAAACAGACGGUGGACAUGACAACGGCGAUGAAGAAACCGGGGAGGAUGAUGCUGGUCAAAUGCCGGUAAAAGAUACCGAUGGCGAUGUAAAUAGUGACAGCCGUCCAAUAUCUCACACUCUCCCGGAGACUGUUGUAGAUAACAGAGAACACUCGGUGAGUGAGACCCGUUCGGAGCUUGUAAAUAGUAACAUAGGUCAGACACUUGAGAACCACUUUGAAGAUCAAGGCGCCGAGUUCGAUUAAAGGCGGGGCGUUUACGUCUAUUGAUGUUAUGGUUUCUAAUGUAAAGAACAUUGAGAGGGCUUUUUACUUGAACUUAUGGGGUUUAAGGUUUGUUGUUUUCAUGACUUGUGUAAAUAACCUAUGAAUAAUCAAUCAGUUGUAACAUGAUGUGGAUAGCAGUAUAUCCAUCCAUCAUCAUAUUCAUUUGCUUCUUUCAACAUUGUUUUUGGUCUUGAAAGAGUAUGGUUUACUAUAAGAUGUGAUGGUAUUCUCAAAGGCCUGGUAAAUAUUAAUCAAACUUCUUAUAAAAAGUUACUACA